This is a messenger RNA of Sebastes umbrosus (honeycomb rockfish), 7377 nucleotides long. It is a transcript of the gene ninl, whose product is annotated as ninein-like. Gene Ontology annotation, cellular component: centrosome. Bases 211 to 5580 code for a protein of 1789 amino acids. NCBI's taxonomy places the organism in Eukaryota, Metazoa, Chordata, Actinopteri, Perciformes, Sebastidae. The transcript is spliced from 31 exons. Gene Ontology annotation, biological process: microtubule anchoring at centrosome. Gene Ontology annotation, molecular function: calcium ion binding. The record is from RefSeq and is a predicted model, not a curated record.
UAGUUUCAUGUGUUUGUUGUCGGUUGGUGUCGGUGUCGGUGCCAGCCUGCCCCGUUACUCUCGGUUCGUGUCGGUGGUUUUAACGGCGGACUGUCCGGGAGCUCCAGGAACACAUUCAUGGAGGAACCGUGAAGUUUUUACCGGAGAGGAACCGGAGGAAGAAGAAGAAGAAGAAGGAGGUGUUUCAACGUUGCAGCGUGAUGCAUUGUGAUGGAGGAGGCGGAGCACAGCCACUACGUCGCCCAGCUGAAGGUGGAGUUCGACAGCUGCGACACGACGGCCACUGGCUUCCUGGACCGAGACGAGCUGACGGCGCUCUGCAGGAAACUGCAGCUGGACGCUCACCUGCCGCUGCUCCUCGACACACUGCUGGGAGGACGCCCCUACGCCAGGGUGAACUUUGAGGAGUUUAAAGAAGGCUUUGUGGCCGUUCUGUCUCGCUCUCUGGACUUCAGCACAUCAGAGGAUGACAGCAGCUACCUGGAGCCAGUUGUCCCAGAGGAGGUGAAGCCAAAGUUCGUGAAGGGAACAAAGCGUUAUGGCCGCCGCUCCCGUCCCGACAGUAGGCCCGAUGCCGCGAUGACCUGCGACUCGGAGGACUCGCCGCCGUCCAGAACCGAGGCCACAGACUCAUCACCUUCUGGCGUCCGCAGGGCUAAACUGAGACGGUCGACGUCUCUGGAGAGUGUUGAGAGCCUGAAGUCUGACGAGGAGGCAGGAAGUCCGAAGGAGAACAUCCAGCCAGACUUUCAGUCUAAAGGUCCUCAGCAGCAGGAGGUGGAGGUGGAGCUGGGGGUUGUCGUUGGCAGUGGAGGAGGUGGAGGCGUCCUGACAGCGGUGUGUGAUCACCUGGACCUACAGCAGCUCAACACAGAGGAUCUGGACGUGCUGCUCAGGAAGUUGGAUGCCAACCUGGACGGCAGAGUCAGCGUCAGGGACUUCCAGAAGGUUCUACGUGGCUCCGCCCCCGUCUCCUGCUCCACCCCCGUACGAUCAGCUGACCUUCAGAGGACGCCACACUGGUCUCAGGCGCCGUUAGAGGAGCGCUCGGCUCGCUCCACCUCGCCCUCCCUGCUGACGGCCACGGUGGGUCAGAGAGUCCUCAGCCGACUGGACGAGGGCUCAGGAUGCACCAGCCCCGAGAGGGUCGUCGCCCUCUGGACCGAGGAGGGCAUCCGGAACAGCCGGAACAUCCUGCAGACUCUGGACUUUCCUCUGGAGGAGCGCCUCAGUCUGGCGGACCUGACUCUGGCUCUGGACAACGAGCUACUGGUCAGCGGGAACGGCAUCCACCAGGCGGCUCUUAUCUCCUACAAGAACGAGAUCCAGCACCUGCAGCUGGUCACAGAGCAGGCCUGCAGGGAGCGGGACAAGGUGAAGGUCGACCUGGAUCAGGCUGAUCAGAGGAACCUGCAGCUGGUCAGAGAGGUGGACGACCGCCACGCCAGCAUGGAGACCCUCAACCAGAGCAGGAUCAGGGACCUGGAGCAGGACUUCCGUGAUAGGCUGACGGCUCUGCGCAGCCAGUCGGAGCAGGAGAGCGAGGCUCUGAUGCAGCAGCUGGAGAGAGAGCGUGGCACGCUGCAGGACGAAUUGCAGCUGCUCAGAGCGCAGGAGGCGGAGCUACAGGAGGAGCUCUGCAGCACCACACAGGAGAACUGUCGUCUGGAGGAGGACCUGAGUGUUGUGAAGCUGAAGCUGACUGAAGCAGAGAGCUCAGUGAACAGACUGCAGAGAGACCUGGACCAGCUGCUGCACGACAAGUUUGGCAGCUUGGACGCGGCGGGCGCUGGUCUGAGUCACGAGGAGCGAUUCUCCGAAAUCGUCAAAGACUACGAACUGCAGUGCCGGGAACUGCGGGACAGAAACGAUGAGCUGAGCUCAGAGUUGGAUCUGCUGAAGAGUCAGAAGGGCGACAGGAAGUCCAGACGAUCUGCAGGAGACGACGAUGCCGCUCUGAGCUGGACCGAACAACGACCCGCCAGCACCGAGUCAGACUCUGACGAGUCGGACAUGAAGCGCAGAUCGUCUCCUCUGGUCAGGAAGAAGCUGCAGCCGGCAGACAAGACAGCUCUGUGUUCACUGGACAGCGCCUCUGGUCCGACUGUCAGCAUCCAGACUGAACUGGCUCUGGAGCAGCUGAAGCAGAAACACAACCAGGAGCUGCAGCAGCUGCACAUCAAGCUGGAGACUCAGGUGAACUACUAUGAGCGCAGCCUGGAGGUGAUGAGGCAGAGCAUGGAGGUGGAGCGUAAAGACAUCUCUCAGGCCUUCAAGAUGGAGAUCAGUGAGCUGGAGGAGCAGAAAACUGAGGCAGAGAAGCAGGUGAAGCAGCUGAAGGAGACUCUGGACAAACUGCACUCUCAGAUCCAACAUGGAGGAGGAGGAGGGUGGAGCAACGAGCAGGAGCGCAGGGUGCAGCGGGAGCGGGCGGAGCUCGAGCAGAACUUUGCCAGAGAGAUCGGGAACCUGGUCCAGAGACUGAGCGCCGAGAAGGACCAGCUGGAGGCCGAGCUGAAGCUGAAGAUGGACCAGGAGGUGGUGCUGGUCAGGGAGGAAACAGAGCAGCAGCUCUCUCAGAUGAAGCUGCAGCACGCCGAGGGUCAGCGCCGCCUCCUCCACCACCUCAACUGGGAGCGCCAGCAGCUGCAGGAGCAGAGAGGAUUUUGGGAGAAGCGGCUCGCUGAAUCAGAGCAGGAGAAGCUGCGGUGUGAGGAGGAGCAGGCUAGGAUCUGCAGUCAGUCCUCAGAGAAGAAGAGCUUGGAGGAGCAGGUCUCCAGGUUACAGGAGCUCAUACACAACUCCCAUCUGCAGAUCAGCCAAUCAGAGACCAGCUUGGAGGAGCUCAGAGGGCGCUGUGGUCAGCUAGAAGAGGAUCUCAAAGCUUCUCUUGGGUGCUGUGGUCAGUUAGAGGACGAUCUUAAAGCUUCUCGUGGGCGCUGUGGUCAGUUAGAGGACGAUCUCAAAGCUUCUCGUGGGCGCUGUUCUGAUCUGGAAGCCAGACUGGAGGAGGCCUGCAAUCAGCUGGAGGAGAGCAUCGCCUUCCUGGAGUCUCAUGAGCGUUUAAGUAAGCGGCUAGCCUCAGAGAAGAGCUGUAUGGAGGAGGAGCUGCAGCAGGUGAUGACCAGGAAGGAGCAGCUCCUGGUUCAGGUGACCCAGCUGAAAGAGGAGCUGGGAAACCUCCAGGCUGCGUCCGACAGCAUCCUGCAGGACCGGGAGGUGGUGGCCGAUAACUGCAGCCGCCUCUCCAACGCUUUCAUCCAGCAGCAGGCUCAGCUCAGAGCCAGAGAGCAGACGGCGAGCGCCCUGAGGGCGGAGCUGGAGGGUCUGCAGGAGGCCACGAGGAGCCGAGCAGAGGGUCUGUCAAAACUGACCGCUGAGCUGGACUCGCUGAAGACGGACCGCGCCAGGCUGAUCCAGGACCUGAAGGACCAGGCCAUGGCUGUGGACAACCUGCAGCUGGAGCUGGAUGGCGUCUCUGAGGAGCUGAACAGGAGGAGGAGCGCCGAGGAGGGUCUCCAGGAGGCUCUGAAGCAGGAGCAGACCAGGACCUCGCAGAUACUGUCCGGUCUGGACGAAGAGAAGGAGGAGGUCUGUCGUCUGAGCCAAGAGAACAGGAGCUACGCCAGGAUGGCGGACCAGCUCUCCAACCAGAUCGUAGAGAUGGAGGAGGAGAUCUCCACGCUCAGAGACCAUCUCAGAGAGCUCAGCUCCCAGCUCAACGAGACCGCAGACCUGGUCUUGGACCUCCGGAGGCAGCUGAACUCCAAAACCAGUGGGGUGGAUCGGCUCCUGGCCAAAGUUGCGGACGGCGACGAUCUCUUACGGCAAGCCAAAGCCUCCUCUGAGAAGCAUCACAACGACCUGACCAACCAGCUGCAAGCGAAGCACGAAGACCUGGAUCUGAGCAGACUGCAGGUCCUCCAGCUGCAGCAGGACCUGCAGGACUCCCAGGACCAGCUGAGGACGGCGGAGGAGGACUUUGAGCAGGAAAAGAGGAAGAUGAUGCAGCAGCUGAUGGAGCUUGAGAAGCUGGUCCUGGCCCUGGAGGAGGUGAUGGACCCGGCCAGUCCACACAGGACUCAGCUGGAGGACGUUCGAUCGGAGAACGGAGCUCUUCAGGAGCGAUUGAGCGUCCUGCAGCAGGAGGUCCAGAAGAUGGAGGACGACGUCUCCAAGAGGAGGAGGAAACUGGAGGAGAUGGAGAGAGAACACGAGAGGAGCAGAGAAGAAGAGGAGAGGCUGCACAAAGAGAACUCCAGAUACCGCGAGGAGGUACUGGAUCUGAGCAGCAGGAACCUGCAGCUCAGCAACGACAACGCCGAGCUGAGCGCCCGUCUCCGUGGAGACCAGGAGUCGGUCCGGAUGCUGCGGGAGCGCCUGGCGACGGUCUCCAAGGAGCAGGAGGAGGAGGGAACGACGGUGCGGCGGCUGCAGGAUGCGGCGCAGCAGCUAGAGAGAGAGAAGCUGCAGCAGCAGGCCGUCUGGACGCAGGAGAGACGGCUGCUGGAGAGAGAGCUCAGCUCCUACAAGGAGAAGCUGGGUCGUCUGUCGGAGCUGGAGGCGGAGCUCAGCAGCGUGACUCUGAAGCUGCAGUGGUUGGAGGAGGAUAAAGCCAAACUGCUGAGAGAAGCCGACGACCGAAACAACAAGGUGGAGAAGCUGCAGCAGUCGGUGCUCUGUGUGGAGUCGGAGGCCGAGCUGCUUCGCUCUCAGCUCCACGCCGUCAGUCACGAGAAACUCGGCCACGCCCAGGAAGUGACCGAGCUGCAGAGGACGCUGCAGGACGCUCAGAGCAAGGUGGAGGAGUUGGAGAGCAGCUUCAGGAGGCUGAUGAGGGAGAAGGAGGAGCUCGCUCAGGCUCUGGAGGAGCAGGAGGAGCAGACCUCCGUCACUCUGCAGGAGGAGUCCCACAAACUGAGAGUCCAGAACCAGGAGCUCCAACACAAGCUGUCGGAGCUGCAGGUCCGAGGUCUGGAGGUCCAGAAGCUGACCCAGCAGCAGCAGAACCUGAAGACCAAACUGAACGAGCUGGAGACGGAGCGGACACAGGCUCAGGACCAGGCGGUGCGGGCCGACACGGCGCUCAGUCUGGUUCAGGUGCAGCACGUGAGGCAGCUGCAGGAGCUGCAGCAGCGGGCGGGUGACGGCUGCAGGGAGCAGGUGGAGCUGCUGCAGGCCCGGCUGCUGGAGGAGCAGAGGAGGAGUCAGCAGCUGGAGGAGACGCUGAGGCUUCAGGCCCAGCACAGCAGCUCCCAGAUCAGCAUGAAGCAGGAUCAGUACGAGAAGGCGAUGUCCGCCCUGCAGCAUAGGAUGGAGGAGCUGGAGACCAAACUGAAGGGAGUCCAGCUGGUUCUGCAGGAGAAAGUCCAGCAGCUCAAAGAUCAGCUGGCGAAGAACACAAAGUCCAGCGCGUUGCUGAAGGAUCUGUAUGUGGAGAACUCUCAGCUGAUGAAGGCUUUGCAGGUCACCGAGCAGCGGCAGAAAAACGCAGAGAAGAAGAACUUCCUGUUGGAGGACAAAGUCAACGCUCUGAACAAGCUGCUGCGAGAGGUCGUCCUGGCGUCGCUCGCCACGUAGCUGCUGAACCAAAGACAUUGUGACGCUGCGGCAGCUGGUCUGAGAUCAGUUUCACUAAAGCAGCUUCAGGACGUCGGGUGAAACUGAAAACAGGAAAGAUUUCUCAAACCUCAGUGAGAUGCACUCAGACAUGUUGGAUGUUUCUUUCUCGUUACAGGUGAGAAGUGUGUGGCGUUCAUGUUCGGCCACGUCCUCAAAGUGAGAACAAGACGAUGAAGGACUCGUCAACCCGUCUGAUUCAUUUAUGGAUGAACAGAAACACAUCAGUCAACAGGGAGAACGUGUUGAAGUGAGAUCCAGUCAGACACUAAACAACAACAUCAAAUUAGAAAAGAUUACAUCGUUAUAAACUAUCAUUAGAGCCAUUGUAGGUAAAAUAUAUCUAUAUAUUACGGAGCCGGAGGAGGGGGGUAAUAUUCAGAGAAGAUAACUAGAUUAAAGGUGCAAAUUUACGAGAAAAAAACUGACAUUCUCUGAGAUUAAAGCGUUAAAUUUACGAGAAAUAACUCAAAUUUACGAGAAAAAAACUUGAAUAUUCUCUGAGAUUAAAGUCGUAAAUUUAUGAGUAAAAUAUUCUCUGAGAUUAAAGCGUUACAUUUAAGAGAAAUAACUCACAAAUUGACGAGAAAAAAACUUGGAUAUUCUCUGCGAUUAUAGUCGUAACUUUACGAAAAAAAACAACUCAAAUCAGUUUGCUGUUUUCUUCUAAAUCGGUCCAGCUCUCGGCUUCAAUGUCUUUUCAAAGUCCCGAUGCUGAUGUUAUCGUGUGACGAUGCCGAGUGUGUCGAUAUGGUAGAAAACAGAUAUUUAUUGAUAUUGGUGACUGAACGCUAAUCCGAGCACACAGAUUAAUAAACUAUCAGGAGAAACUAACUUGGAGUCAAAUCGAGUUCAGAUAUGUGAUCCCUGACAUUCAGAAUAAAAGCAGCGCAGGGUUAUAUAAUGUUAAGAUAAUAUAAUUACUAAACCACCAAAUAAAUAAUCUGUCAGAAAAAUAAAAACCUGAUCAGCCAAUCAGAGCAGAGUAUAACUGUGUUUGAUUAUUAAUGUGUAAUUCCUCUCUUUCUAUCCAGAUUUACUUCAACAUCUCCCCUAAAAUGUAAAUCUUUCUUUCAUCAUAAUGAUUCUCUCAGAUGUCUCAGCAUCAUGUUGUGAUUUCCACCAGAUUACAUUUUAAUAAUGAUGAAUUUAAAGUGACCUGAGGAAAUAGUCUAAUCUCACCCUGUAAAAAUUAAUAACCAGGUGAGAUGUCGAUGUGCAGUUUGACUCACAGGUAAAAAGGUGUGUCAGGGUCAGUGUGUGUGUUGUCGGCGUGGCCUUUUCAUACAUGAGUCAUCACCAGCCUCACCUGUAACACCUGUAUCUACUCAACAGGUUCUCCUCCCUGAAGCUGCUUUACACAAACUGAACGUUUGUUUUCUUUAAGAAAGACAAAGGAAAACCAGUCUGACCACACACACGCACACACACACACUCUGAAGUAUUUCAACCAUGAGGGUAUUAUGUUACUUUAUGUUUUAUAUAUUUUUAUUGUUAUUUUUAAUGUCAAAGUGAGACUUUUAUUUUUGUGAAGUUUUAGUGUCUGCAGGAAACACACGUUUGCUUUUCUGGAUUCUGUUUCAGUCUGUAUUUUCCCGUCAGAGUGAGACCUCCUGCUCCUCCACUCAGCUCUGAUAAUCUUUCCUGUUCAGGUACAACAAAACACAUCACACCUGUCUGUGGACCGACGUGUGAGACAGACCUCCAUGUAUGAUAAUGUAACAUGAGAACCACAUUAAAUUAUCUGUUUUUAUCGCA